Molecule: messenger RNA, 768 nt
Organism: Drosophila hydei
Lineage: Eukaryota; Metazoa; Arthropoda; Insecta; Diptera; Drosophilidae
Exons: 3
Coding region: 119-634 (171 amino acids)
Source: RefSeq, a predicted model, not a curated record
CAAUCCUUACCAUAAAACAAAACGAUACGUUUCUCGAGUGCUACUAAGCCCAUUCAGUAAAUUUCUAAAUUUCCUAAAUUCUGUUAACGUUCGCACUUCAAACCGUUUGGCACGGACCAUGAAUUCCAACGAUUUUAUCUAUAUCCUAAUACUAUUUCUCUUGUUGGCUAUCUUGUUAUUUAAGAGCCGAACCAAUAGCAAUUCGGAGGACACAGACGACACUACGUUGGACCGCUCUAGACGAGCCUCCAGCCUAACGGAUCGCCAGAACAAUGUGGAACUUGGACGUCAGCAUAGUCGCUACGGUGAUAUUUUCUACAUUGAGCCAAAUAGUCAGGAGGCCGCUCGCAUACGGGAGCAGCUGGAAAAGGAUGAGAAGGACUUGCCCAGCUAUGAUGAAGUGAUGCGUAUGUGCAACCUAACGAGCCCCACGGCAGCUGCAGCAGCCCCAACGCAAUCGUCAAUAAUGGAAACGAGUGUCAUCGGCAUUGCUGCGCUGCCCGCUCCACCAUAUUCAGAGAUUGAUCCGCAUCAAAAUGUUGUGCCGGCAUCUCCCACAACUGCCACUGUUACAGCAGCCAACACGUCAGAGCCCUCACCGUCUACUUCGCGUGCUGCCCAGAUUCCAACGUAGCAAUAGCUCCAGUUAUCCAAAGCAUACACACCACACUCAUACACAGACACACAAACAGACAGGACAAAUAGUGUGAACCUGUCGCUGCAGCAUUCCAGUGCCACUCUGAGCCUCACAAAUAUCUAAAUUUGUGU